This is a messenger RNA of Closterium sp. Yama58-4, 1830 nucleotides long. The record is from the annotation of a GenBank genome assembly. Lineage: Eukaryota; Viridiplantae; Streptophyta; Zygnematophyceae; Desmidiales; Closteriaceae.
AUGUUCUUCAGGGAGGUAUUGGAGCCUUUCCUGUCCAACCUGGGUGGUCGGAGCAAGCUGCUCCUGGCUGGCGACCUGAAUGUUGUGGAGGACCUGAUUCUGGACAAGUCUCCAAGCGGUGGCCCGUGCGGGGAAAACGAGAGGCUGACCUUCUACGCCCGUGCGACCAAGUCCAGCUCGAGGGUUGAUCGGAUCGUGGUGCCAGGAGAUUUACUCUCGUCGGUGACGGCAGCUGCUCACACGCACCCGCUGAAGGGGAUCUCCGAUCACAAAUUUGGUAUCAGGGUGGUGCUGCAGGCGAAUCUGAGGCUGCACAUGGGCCCCGGGAAUUGGCGGUUGCUCUCUGCAGACACGGCGAAACCAGGGGUGGAAAGAGUGGCCAGAGCAGUUACCGAAAGGCACCGUGCAGGGAAAUCGGGUAACUUCGGGACCUUGCUCACCAAACUCAAGGCGGCGCUCAGGAGAUAUACGACGGAGGAACGGAAAAGGUUGCGGGCGACCCUGAGGCAUCUGGAGCUGGCGGUCUCUGGUCUGCAGCAUGCAGUGAUGCGGGAACCCCACCGAGACGAUUUAUGGACGGAUCUUCUGGAGAAGGAGGCCCAAUUGGAGGCGUACCUGAAAGGGGAAAAUGAGAGACUGCACCUCCUUGCGGGGGUGAGGGAAGAGACAAAAGGAGAAAUUGCGUUGAAGGUACUUUUCGGGAGAGUGAAGUCCAAGAAGACGAGAACGAUGAUUCCUGCUCUGUCGGUGCAGGGGGUAGAGCAGAAGGGGACGAAAGGGAUUAUGGAGGCUGCAUCCGGCUUCUACGCAGAGCUGUUCGCGGAGGCUCCACCGUUAGACGUGCCAUGCUGGAAGCCAGAUGUGGGAAAAACGCUAAGGGGUGAUGAAGUAGCGGAGCUGGAUGCUGAUUGGUCGGAAGAAGAGGUAAAGGCGGUGCUGAGUGGUAUGGCGCGGGACAAAUCCCCAUGGAACGACGGUCUCCCGAAGGAGCUCUUCGAGCGGCACUGGGACCUUCUGAAAGAAGAUUUCAUGCGUUUCGUUAAGCGCUCUUACAAGGUAGUGGCGAAGCUGCUGGCUAACCGAAUGAAGAAGGUGCUGGGAACGGUCAUCUCGGAGGAGCAGCACGGCUUCCUCCCUGGCCGGCGGCUCUCGGAUGCGGCCUUCAAGUCUGUGUCGCGGUCCUUCCUCUUCGACACGAUGGCGCUGAUGGGGUUCCCCGAAAAAUUCAUUGGCUGGUGCAGGGGCCUGCAUGGAGGGUCGUUCAUACGCCUCUUGCUCAACGAAUGGCUGGGAGAUAGAGUUGAUGUCUGCAAGGGGGUUCGCCAAAGGUGUCCGCUUGCACCGUACCUCUUCUUGUGCGCGGUGGAACCAAUCUGCCAAGAAGCAAAGCGCAAGAAGUUAGGCAUCUGCGAGGACCAUGGGGACCGGCUGGCUUACCUUGGGUAUGCUGACGACACGACUUUGGUGCUGAAAGGGAAGCAGCAGAUUGGACGGGCAGAAGCGCUUCUGGAGGAGUUCGAGGCCCGCUCUGGCCUUCGGGUGAACCAGGACAAGCUGGGGAAGAACCUGGAAACGAGCAAAGACAGGGAAGGUCACCUGGGAGAAGGCGCUGGCCAGGGCGGCGGAAGAACUGAUGAAGUGGCGCUCGCAGCAUCUUACCACGACGGCAAGGGUGGCGGUGGUGAAUGCCUACGUUUGCCCGAUCCUCGCCUUCCAGGGUCAGGUUUACCCGUCGUCGGAGAAGAUCUGGAAACGUAUCAUGAAGCUGUUAGUGAACUUCAUUUCCAUGAACCGUGCAUCCGAGGAGCACCAUUUCUCGCUGUGGAGUAG